UACAGACGAUUUUGUUGUUGAAUUUGUGUGAAAAUCGUCAUAUCCUCUGGGCAUUUCAUCGGGUUGGGUCGCCUCCUGUCGAUUUCCUUCCACACAGCUUGCAAUUGGCUAUAGACCUUCUCUAGUGUCUGGUCUCCUUGUUUGAUGCUGCUAGCUUUCACCAUCAAGUUGUAUACCUGCAAGGGAUCUUUCCCGGAGCCGUAGGUGGCUUCGAUUCCCUUCCACAGAUCCCAAGCAGUAGGAUAAUCGAUAUAUUGAUUGACAAUAUCCGAUUCUAUGUUUUCUAGAAUCCAUGUUAUAACCGUUGAGUCUGCUUGUCUCCAUUUGAUAAAUUUGGGGUCAUCAGAUUUGAGAGGUGUGGCAGUGAUGUGCUUGAGCCGCCCUCUCCCAUCCAACGCCAGACUCAUUUUGCGUGCCCAAAUGGCGUAGUUCCUAUCGUUGAGCUUUUCCGCCAUAUUUAAUGGCUAAUUGGAAGAGCUCUCGAUAGGUUCGGCCUUGGGUGUCAAAUUCUGAAAAUUUUGAAGAAUUUCCAGAAUUUGUGCAAGAUUGAUCGGCUGAUUUUUCGGGUCAGAUUCCUCUGUGUUUAUGGAACUGCCCGUUUGAGGAGUUUUAUCGGACAUUUUUUUAUGGUAUAUGAUGAAUGCUGCGUUUCAUUCAAUUGUUUGAUCGAAUGAUGGGUCUGAUACCAUAUUAGAAAUAUUAGAAUGAAUUCACAGCAUAAUAUUCAUCUUAUUCAAUUCAUCAUCAAAUGAUGAGUAUAAAUAUUACAAAGUGAAUAAUCUAGACAAUCAAGGAAGUUAAGUGGAAGAUAAUAAAAUAUCUUUGAUUGGUAAUUUGAUUCCAAUCAAGGAUAUUAUCUUAGUCAUCAAUAUUAUUCCUUUGUUUGAUACUAUUCCUUUGUUUAACAUUUCUAACAUUGGAUACGUGGGGUCCACACGCUCUUCCGGUUUUGACAAACCUAGAGGACUUGAAUAAUGCUCAAGAGAAGGCAAGCAUAAAUCAUAUUCCUAUGCCUCAACCCAUUGAGCAUAAUAAUAAUAAUGUGAGAAACAAGAGGGAGCUUGUGGUUGAUUUGCAGAAAGAGAAAGAGAAACCCCAAGCUGGAUCUGUUCCCCUGAAAACACAGCUUGAGAACUUGGAAUACAUCGAGAAUGAAUGGGAGCGGAUGGACCGAGAAUUCAGAAUGGGCACAUUGACUCUUGGCUCACUCGUCAACUCCUUUCAGCAUAUCAAACAGCACUAUCCCGAAGAUUAUAAGCUUUGUAACUUGCCAGCCAUGGCAUACUCCUACGCUCGGCCUCUCUUCUCCCGACUAUUUCACAGGUGGGACCCACUUCAAAAUCCCACUCAUGGAUUAGAGGCUGUAUCGCCGUGGAAGGAUCUGCUGCGGUUGGAAGAAGAAGAAGAAGAAGAUGAUGAUGAGGACCACUCUUCUGGUCCUUACACUCAGUUGUUUAUGGAAAUAGUUUUUCGUGCAGUAAGAAGAUCAGGGACAGGCAACAGACCCAGAACCCAUGCUUCGGUUUUUGGAAUCCUGGGAAAAGCUGUUGCCUCCUGCUGUUCUUCGCACCAUUCUUGAUAAUGUUGUUUUGCCUAAACUAUUAGCUGCUGUUGACCUUUGGGAUCCCCGUGAAACUGCAGAGGAAAUCCCAAUCCACACUUGGAUUCAUCCAUGGCUCCCCUUGUUGGGACACAAACUCGAAACGUGUUAUCCCACAAUAUGUUCCAGAUUGGCAAGUGGUGUACUUGAUGCAUGGCAUCCAAGUGAUGAGUCUGCCUACUCCUUACUGUCACCAUGGAAGACCGUGUUUGAUCCCGACAGUUGGGAAGAACUCAUGGUAAAAUUUAUCGUCUCAAAGUUAUCGGCUGCAAUGCAAGAACUCCAAGUGUCGAUGAAUCCUGCAGGAAACCAGAAACCUUAUCAGUUUGAGUGGGUCCAAACAUGGGCCACUCAUAUUCCAUCCCAUCACCUGCUUCCCACAUGGGAUAUCUUCUUCAACAAGUGGCAAGAUGUCCUGUGCCGCUGGUUAUGUUCAAACCCACUCUUUGAAGAAGUGACCAAAUGGUUUUUAGGUUGGAAGAAUCUUUUGCCUAAAGAACUUGUUGCAAAUGAACACAUACGAUAUAGGCUCAGUCUUGGUCUGGAAAUGAUGGCCCGGGCAGCCCAAGGCUUGAGACCCAGAAAAAGGAAGCUUGAGACUCAGGAAAAGGCUCAACAGCAUGGUUAUGUAAGCAUGAGAGAAGUGAUUGAAGCUCAUGCACAAUAUAACGGGUUGGCAUUCAAACCUAAGCCGGGCAGGAUUCCGAAGGACGGGCAUCAAAUUUAUGGUUUUGGUAACAUAAGCGUAAUAAUAGACUUUGUGAAAGAGAAGGUAUUUGCGCAAAUUGUGGAGGAGGGCAGAUGGUCUUUGGUUUGUCUUGAACAGCUUUUGGAGCUACACAAUCAAUAUGGCUUGAAGAAGAGGAGGCGAUGACGACUAAAGCACCCGGUUGUGCGCCAGUGGUCCAAUCACUUUGAUCGUUUUACACUGGAUUUUUCUCAACAUCUUAUGCUUUAUAAACUUAUUGAGGAGGCAAGUAGUGCCCAUUACACUUCAGUAGUGGUGGCUAUUGAUGAUGAUGAUGGGACCAGUCUUGGAAUCUACAGAACCCCAUAUAUUCCAGAUGGUCCUGGCGACAUUGGCUUUAAGGUGUAAACAAAUGUUUCUCAAGUUGGUCCAGCAGCUAUGUUUAUUUGGCUGUGUCGGUUUUCAGCAUCUACACCUUUGAAGAAUAUUUUACACUUAUGGUGCACAGGUCUUUGACACUAAAUGUGCUCUUAUUUGAGAGUCUCUAUGCUCUUCUUUGUCUUUAAAACAUCAUUUCCAAGGACCCAUAUUCAGCAUGGGCAUGUGUUAUAUCUUUCAAAGCAAAGUUAUAAGAGCUAUUCUAGGGAAAAACAGUGGUGCUAUAGGUGCAAUGAUUUGAGCCCAGCUAAUGAGAAAACAAGCAGUGACACAAUAGUUGCAUUUAAUACAUACGGAGGAUAAAAAAAUUAAGGCAGACUCGCUGAUCUUUCAUUGUGUAUCCGUGUAGCUAUUUGCUGGGAUCAGUGGUUUCCAGAAGUACUGUUAUUCUUAACUGCUAUUGGUUCUACAUUGUGUCUUCUUCUUCUUCUUCUUCUUCUUCUUCUUCUUCUUCUAGAGGCUCUGGCAACAAGGACUUUGCUUCUUGCUUGAAGAAAGACUUGGAAGAGAAACUGAAGGCCCAAUUUGAGGAAGAGUGAGCAACUACGUACUCCCGGGUACAAUUGUUUUCUUCUUCAAGUGAUGCCUCCGGUGAUGCACUUCUAUCCGCAACCCAAUGUACUCUCGGAACCAUAGACAGAGAAAGCAGACAUACAAAAUGGUUGUGAUGUU
This is a messenger RNA of Cuscuta campestris, 3398 nucleotides long. The record is from the annotation of a GenBank genome assembly. NCBI's taxonomy places the organism in Eukaryota, Viridiplantae, Streptophyta, Magnoliopsida, Solanales, Convolvulaceae.